GCUGAGCAAGGGGUCCAUUCAACUUCCUUGGGCCCAACCCAAGUCGAACGUCCAGUUUCCUGCUGAUGGACGCGCCAGCCACAUCCUUGACGACGGGCUCCGCUCCAUCCUUUUGAGGCCUGCAACCCCCAAAACCGCGCGACAUCGCUUUCGUCCACAGCGACGGAACAAUCGGAACCCACGACAGCAUCAUCACGACACGACCCUCACGACCGCACGACCGCGCCCAGACCCUAGCACAACCGCGAACACGUUCCAGCCCGUCGGUCGCCCGACUCCAGCAGCGCAGAAUGGCCGGAGGCUCUCCUCCGCCGCCGGGGCACACGGAUUCCAUCAAUUCACACGAGGACGAGUCGAGGCAGGAGAAGAAGAAGAGCAAGAGGCCCGCCAACACGGCUUUUCGACAACAGCGGUUGAAGGCAUGGCAGCCUAUUCUCACCCCAAAGACGGUGCUGCCGCUCUUCUUUGCAAUCGGCGUCAUCUUCGCCCCGAUCGGCGGCGCCCUCUUCUACGCAAGCACAACCGUCCAAAUGAUCUCACUCGACUAUACAAAUUGUGCCAACGACGCGCCCCUCAGCAACACAACGCUUGCCGAUAUGGACGUCGGUCUCGUCAAGUCACAAUUUCGCUCGACGAGCCCCGUCAACGCCAAGUGGCGCAAGACGGAGCGCAACGUGACCUUUGAUGGUCAGGACGUUUUGACAACGACCUGCCACCUCCAGUUCGACAUCCCUGAGACCAUGGGCGCUUCGGUGCUCAUGUAUUACACCCUCACCAACUUUUACCAGAACCACCGUCGCUAUGUCAACAGCUUCAACGACAAACAACUCAAGGGGCAAAAGGCCGAUCUUGCUGCCAUCAAGGGGUCCACCUGCGCCCCUCUCGAUGUUAUCGGCGACAAGCCCAUCUACCCAUGCGGCCUCAUCGCCAACUCCAUGUUCAACGACACGAUCGGAGAACCCGUACUGCUCCAGGUGCCCCAUUCGACCGAGAGCAACCGCACCUUCUUCAUGACGGACAACAGCGAGAUCGCUUGGCCGUCCGACUCUGACCUCUACGGCAACUUUCCGGCAGAUAUGAAGUUCGACGAGGUCGUCCCGCCCCCCAACUGGAAGCUGCGGUAUCCCAAUGGUUACACCGAUUCGCGCCGGCCCCCGGAUCUGAAAACGUGGCAGGCCUUCCAGGUCUGGAUGAGGACGGCCGGUCUGCCCAACUUUAGCAAGCUGUAUCGUCGCAAUGACACCGAAGCGUUGAUCGCCGGGACCUACAGCGUUGCAAUCGACCACUACUGGCCUGCGGACAAGUUCGCCGGGACGAAGAGCCUACUUCUCACCACCAAAACCGUAAUUGGUGGAAAAAACCCGUUUCUGGGUAUUGCCUACAUUGUUGUUGGCGGAAUUUGCAUCAUCCUGGGUGUUAUUUUCACCGCGAGCCAUCUGAUUAAGCCAAGGAAACUUGGCGAUCACACCUAUCUCUCCUGGAACAACGCCCCGGCUGGCAAAAAGGGGGCCACUGGUGCGCCGCCGAGCACGGCGGUGUCCUCCGGGCGCGACUUUGGCGGAAGGGGUGAAGCAUAGGAUGCUGGAGAAGGCUCUUCGUCAUGGUCGCCAUCGCCGUUCCCCUCUCUAUCGCCCUCGUCCGUCACCAAGCCUACGAUAUCAGCCGCGACGGCCACGGCCACGCGCCACCGGCAACACCAACUCGCCACGGACACAUACGACAGUCGUCACUUGCCUCUCUCGUCCUCUAGGAUCUCUCGCUCUCCUCUCACUCCUUGCACGCCACCCAGGUCUCGCGUCCCCAGCGCCUCUGACGAUGCAACGACACUGGUAAACAGCGUCAACAGCCUUACCAGCAUUCCAAACAGCAGCACAUGUCGCACGCUGACCAAUUUCAACGGUGGUACUGGCGCCCGCGGCAGCCGCCAUCACCGGCUCGCCAGCGGCAGCAUCGUUAGCCAUAGCACGUUGAUUCUGGGGCCGACUCCUGGUACCCCUAGCAUUCAAGAGUCGCAGGCAGACUCGCCUGCUGGAGACGAAUGGUGUCUCAUAGCGCCGCAACGGAGCAGAGCAUGAAUCCAGUUCCGCAGGCUUCUUGGGCAAGUCUUCACGGUUUUGUUCCGGCCCUCGAGAGUUCAUUGUGGUUUCUUUAUGGUUAUUAUUCGUAUCGGAGCCUUGGUCGUGCAUAUUUUAUUCUAGGCCUUGUUGAAACAUCAGGAUGAUGUAGGGGUGGGAAUGGUAAGGCCUGACGCGGAGGUCAACUAACAGAACGAAAGCAUGAAAAAAACAACCAAACCCAAAAAAGAGUACCACGCUCUUCGACCUUGGAAAGCAGACAGCAACACGAAUUGGCGUUCGGGACUUUUGUUUUUGUUUCCUAUGGAUUUUGUUAAUCAGGGAGGGAGGGAGUUCGGCUCCAGUGGCAGUUUUUUCUUUUUUUUCUUUUUCUGAUUUGUAUGAGUACCAUCAUGCCGCUUAUUAUUCCCAUUAUACUUCCCGCGCUACCGUAGCCCAAGUUCCAAAUCCUCGCCAUGCAGCUUAGUCUGAUACGCAUACCGCGGCACGGCAUCAACUGCCAGGCUGGGCGGCCAAGCAGACUUCUUCCGGCC
Molecule: messenger RNA, 2608 nt
Organism: Gaeumannomyces tritici R3-111a-1
Lineage: Eukaryota; Fungi; Ascomycota; Sordariomycetes; Magnaporthales; Magnaporthaceae
Product: cell division control protein 50
Exons: 6
Coding region: 291-1577 (428 amino acids)
Cellular component (GO): Golgi apparatus; endoplasmic reticulum; plasma membrane
Source: RefSeq, a predicted model, not a curated record